This is a messenger RNA of Clupea harengus (Atlantic herring), 1461 nucleotides long. RefSeq names its product elastase-1-like. The transcript is spliced from 11 exons. Gene Ontology annotation, molecular function: serine-type endopeptidase activity. The annotation marks the transcript as partial. Gene Ontology annotation, biological process: proteolysis. Lineage: Eukaryota; Metazoa; Chordata; Actinopteri; Clupeiformes; Clupeidae. The record is from RefSeq and is a predicted model, not a curated record.
GAUGAGGAUGAUGAGGAUGCUGCUGCUGACACUCCAGAGCCUGCUGGCUUUGACGUGGAAGUGACUGAUGCUCUUGCUGAGGAUGACACUGCAGAGGUGGAUGAGUUGCAGGGGGAGGACAGUGAAGCCCUGGAUGGUGAUGAGGAUGUUGCAGCCGAGAAUGAAGAGACCCCUGCUGAUGCUCCAGCCCCAGCCGAGUUGGAAGAGGCUUUGAGUAAGGCAAAUACUUCCGCUGAUUCCAAGGGUUCCAUUGAGAAGAGGGUUGUAGGUGGAAGUGUAUCCUCAUGGACCCUCUGGCGAUGGCAGGUCUCUCUCCAGUACAAGUCUGGCUGUGGGUACCGCCACACCUGUGGAGGAUUUCUGGUCAAGAGGAACUGGGUGAUGACUGCAGCUCACUGUGUGGAUAGUCGCAGGGUGUAUCGUGUGGUCGCUGGUGAGCGUGACCUCAACAGGAAGAACAGCAGGGAGCAGUACCUAGGUGUUUACCGCAUCUACCGCCACCCUAGUUGGAAUAAAAGGGUGGCUAAUGGCAAUGACAUUGCCCUGCUGCGCCUCCGCUCAUACGCUACAGUGAACCGCUACGUGCAGCUGGCCGUACUGCCUCCAGCCAAUCAGGUGCUCCGUCACGGAUACGGAUCUUGCUACGUCUCCGGCUGGGGACGUACAUCAACCAGGGGCAGGAUCUCAAACCUGUUGAGGCAUGCCCGCCUGCCCAUCGUCAGCUAUGGCACAUGUAGAAACCGAUACUGGUGGGGCACCACAGUGAAGAGCACCAUGGUGUGCGCUGGAGGAAACGGCAGACAGGCAGGAUGCUUUGGAGACUCUGGUGGUCCUCUGAACUGCUAUGUGGGCAGGAAAUGGGUUAUCCACGGAAUAACCAGCUUCGUCUCCAGCCGUGGAUGUAACGUCGUGAGAAAGCCAACUGUGUUCACUCGUGUGUCUGCCCACAUGUGCUGGAUCAGGAGUCUUAUUGGAGCUUAAGUCCGAUAUGAAGACGACUCUGAAUGAAGACCAGUGUCUAUUCUGGUUCCCUCUCACUCAAUUUCAUUAUGUAGAGAAGUAGCAAUAAAACUUUCAUUUCACUGCAUCUCCUUGUUGUGUGCGUCUUCCUUUGAAUGGAGUUUUGGUUAAAGUAGCAGAAAGGGGUUUUGGUCUAAGAAAUUGUGCACAGCACAGCUGCCACUGAUACACUGAUAUUGAUUCAGCUGGCUAGUACGCUAACUGGUGUCUAUUGAUGACGUAGUGUCUUUUUUGCAGGGUCUUCUGUUUCAGACCACGCAUGUACAUAGUGCAUAGCCUGGUUGGCUAGUAGGAAAAACAAGCGUGUCUAUCUGUCCUAUAUGACCAUCAAAAAAGAUUUGAAGAUGAUACCAAAAGUAUUUGCCAAUGAAAGCAUACUUCACAAAGUGGCAAAUUGCUGCAUAUUUUUGCUUUUAAAAUGGUGGUCUGUAUGUCUUUGGA